This is a messenger RNA of Paramecium pentaurelia, 141 nucleotides long. Lineage: Eukaryota; Ciliophora; Oligohymenophorea; Peniculida; Parameciidae. The record is from the annotation of a GenBank genome assembly.
AUGGAUAGUCAUAGUCAUUAUGUCAACUCAGUCUGUUUCUCUCCUGAUGGUAAUACAUUAGCUUCUGGUAGUGAUGAUAAGUCUAUCCGUCUAUGGGAUGUCAAAACAGGAUAAUAAAAAGCCAAAUUAGAUGGUCAUACU